AUGGGUCUGGAAAUGGUCAAGCACAUUGUGCUGGUUCUUUCCGGCAAAGGCGGCGUCGGCAAAUCGUCAGUCACAACUCAGCUAGCCCUAUCGCUAUCUCUGGCAGGCCACUCGGUCGGCAUCCUCGACGUCGACCUCACGGGGCCCUCGAUACCGCGCAUGCUGUCCAUCGAGACGUCCAAAGUCACACAAGUCCCCGGGGGCUGGGCGCCGGUGCUGGUUCACGAAGCAGACGAAGAAACGGGGAUCGGCAGCCUGAACGCCAUGAGCCUGGGGUUCCUGCUACCCAAUCGGGGCGACGCCGUGGUGUGGCGUGGACCCAAGAAGACGGCCAUGAUCCGACAGUUCAUCAAGGACGCCUUCUGGGGCCCCACAGACUAUCUCUUGAUCGACACGCCGCCGGGGACGAGUGACGAGCACAUUUCACUGGUGGAGGCGUUGCAGAGGGACGCCCUAGGCAGCCAGGUUGCCGGAGCGGUGGUGGUGACGACUCCUCAGGCUGUGGCGACGGCAGAUGUGCGCAAGGAGCUCAACUUUUGCGCAAAGACGGGCGUGAGAGUGCUCGGUGUCGUAGAGAAUAUGAGCGGCUACGUGUGCCCACACUGCUCCGAGUGUACCGACAUCUUUGGAUCUGGGGGCGGCAGGUCCAUGGCGACUGAGUUUAACGUGCCGUUCUUGGGAUCGGCGCCCAUGGACGCCCAGUUCAUCGCCCUCAUCGAGGAGGGUAGACGUCCCCGCUACCCUGUAGGAACACAGGUUGGAGGCAGAGACAUCUCGGCGGCAGCAGAUGACGGCGAGAAGGGUGGCAAAGAUGAUGGCUUGCUGGUGGACAAGUACAAGGACUGUUUACUAAGUCACAUUUUUAAGGAUGUCGCCGAAAAGGUGUUGAAAUAUGUGGAUGAGGCAGUUGGGAAUUAA
Geosmithia morbida is the source of this 918-nucleotide messenger RNA. Its product is annotated as MinD-like ATPase involved in chromosome partitioning or flagellar assembly. Gene Ontology annotation, molecular function: 4 iron, 4 sulfur cluster binding; ATP-dependent FeS chaperone activity; ATP binding. Bases 1 to 918 code for a protein of 305 amino acids. The transcript has 2 exons. Gene Ontology annotation, cellular component: cytosol. NCBI's taxonomy places the organism in Eukaryota, Fungi, Ascomycota, Sordariomycetes, Hypocreales, Bionectriaceae. The record is from RefSeq and is a predicted model, not a curated record. Gene Ontology annotation, biological process: iron-sulfur cluster assembly.